AUGUCUGAUUCUGAAUAUGAAUACGAGUAUGACGACAAUGAAACAGAGACAUUCUUCGUCAAUAUCGACCUGAGCUCAUACAAUGGCCCCAUACGUCAUCCUCGUCGCAGACAAUCCGCACCAGAUUCGACAGAAGCACCGUCGCCCUCGUCGCAACAGCAGCAGCCAGCCAUGUCUCCCGAUAUCCCCGACCAGCGACAACCACAACAACAACCCUCGCAAACCGAAGAUCCCGCCAGUAAUACCGAUGAUAUUGAGAACAGAGUACAAAUCAUGGAACUCCACGGAAAUAACCCAUUGGUCUCGUACGGAAACCAAAUCUUUAGCUGCGAGUGGGCAGAUAUGAUCGGCACAGACAUGCACUUUACGCGGCGCGAGACUGAUGAUCAGAACCUUGAGGACAAUAGUAGUCGUGGCAUUGCGGAUCCGAGUUUUCUCAAGCAUGGCCCGAAUUACUCUCUUAUCGCGGCGAACCGUGUCAAAAUUAUUGGACGCAAGGUCCAUCUCAUCUCGGCGAAUCCAGAUCAGCAGGGAAAUGUAUCAUCGUCAACGGCGGCAGCAGCAGCAACCGAGACAGAAACCCAACAACAAGAACAACAGGCAGAAACAGGAGCUAUAACCGGAAAAACACCGCAGAUGCGCUUCUUACAAGAACUCAUGGACAUCAAACGCGCCAGGGGAGAAAAAGACAUGGUGCUCAGCAAGAAACGCGGGCGCCGGUUCGACGACAAAGUCACGCGGUGGGCGCAGACGGAAGAGCGGUUGAAUAUGAUUCAUCAGUUGAAUCGAGACGCGAUUACUGGUGAUGUCAAUGCAGUUAAGAAAUUGGAGGAGCUGUAUGAUAUGAUUGAUCGUGCUGCCGACAAUAGUCUGACAGCAGCUGCGCCUUCAGCGAGUCCUACUCCUCCGCAGGCUGGGGUGGGAAAUGAGUCGUCUGGAUGA
Talaromyces rugulosus is the source of this 942-nucleotide messenger RNA. RefSeq lists its product as uncharacterized. The coding region runs from base 1 to 942 and encodes 313 amino acids. Lineage: Eukaryota; Fungi; Ascomycota; Eurotiomycetes; Eurotiales; Trichocomaceae. The record is from RefSeq and is a predicted model, not a curated record. The transcript is spliced from 2 exons.